Messenger RNA from Spea bombifrons (plains spadefoot toad), 4440 nucleotides. RefSeq names its product cell adhesion associated, oncogene regulated (gene CDON). Gene Ontology annotation, biological process: axon guidance; cell-cell adhesion; nervous system development. Gene Ontology annotation, molecular function: protein binding. Bases 499 to 4044 code for a protein of 1181 amino acids. Lineage: Eukaryota; Metazoa; Chordata; Amphibia; Anura; Pelobatidae. The record is from RefSeq and is a predicted model, not a curated record. Gene Ontology annotation, cellular component: plasma membrane; axon. The transcript is spliced from 20 exons.
AAACAUAUGUUUUUACCACCAUUCCUGUUAUCUUGCAUAUUUCCUGCAUGUUUGCAACCAUGGCAACGAACUUGGCUUGGACGCGAUGUUUACCAGGGCCGUUAGGACAUAAAGCAGACAUGUGUUGUCAAUUUAAAAAAAAAAAAAAAAGUAAAAAAGAGUGAAAUUUCUUUUUGCGAUCUUUCUUUUUACAGAACAAAUGAAGUCGAAAGCCAUCCCUCCUUCCCUCUUCCUCCGUCUCUUCUUUUCAAAGCGUCCCUGUUUUUUCCCCUUCGGAGAGCAUUUUCUUGGCUGUCGAGCAGAGGUACUGGGCAGAGAGCCACGGCGGAGGGGGAGAGCCACUGCGGAGGGGUUUAGCUGGGAAGGAGAAGGCGUCUGGUGCACGGGGAGCAUUCGGCGUCUGGGACCGGGAGACGCAGGCAGAGCUGGGACCAGAGUGCUUCGGCUGCCGGCACGGCCCCUCCAUACUCCCCCUGUGUUUCCGUGUAAUCCAGCACCAUGCAUCCCGACCCUGGGCGCCGGCAUCUGGUCCUUGGCCUGUGGCUCGUGACUCUGUCCAUCUGCAGCGGCUCAGAUGGAUUACCUCAUUUUACCUCUGAGCCCCUCUCCGUAAUCCAGAAAGUAGGGGGCACUGUGACCCUGUCCUGCUCUGCUGACCCACCAUGGUCCCAAAUUGCUUGGAUGUUUAAUGGAAAAGUGCUGGAGACGCGGCAUGCGCAGGUUGCGGAGAUUCACUCCGGGUUUCUGAACAUCUCUUCUCUUGGUCUUUCCCAAGCCGGGCUGUAUCAGUGUGUCGCUCGUGUCCCCGGCGCAGCCAUUGUGAGCCGUCCAGCAAAAGUUUCCGUGGCCUAUCUGGGAGAGUUUGAUGCGGUGGUGCCGUCCGGUGUGAGCGCAGAGGAAGGCGGCAGCGCGUUUGUUGGGUGUAAGGUCCCACGCAGCGCUCCUGGGGCUCGGAUCAGAUACAAGGUCCGGGGUCAAUGGUUGGAAGAAUCCACAGGGAAGUACUUAAUCCUUCCAUCGGGCAGCCUGCACAUCCUCAACGCUUCCUUGGAGGACAGAGGCGCAUACAGGUGCGCGGCCUACAAUCCGGUCAGCCAUGAACUGAGAGUCAGUCCUGUGGCAGAGAAGCUGUCGAUAAAUCGUUCCUCUGUACACGUUUCCAAAAUCCUGAACGUGGGCGCCUCGCAGACCCUUUCCGUUCUGAUCCAUGAGCCUUUAACCCUUGAAUGUGUGGUUGGAGGAGCAAAACUUCCUGAAGUUGCCUGGUUGAAGGAUGGUCAAAAUGCCAUUACAGACGGUAAAAGAAAACUGUUCCAUACGCACCUUGUAAUGGAGAGCGUGGAGCGAUCGGAUGCUGGCGUUUAUUCCUGCUCACUAAUGGACCACAGUGUUAAUUACACCGUCAUUGUUUUAGAACCUCCGUCUGUCACCCGAAGUCCAGUCGAUCAGGCAGCACCUGUAGGCGGGUCCGUGAGAUUUACCUGUGAAUCCCGUGGCGAACCAGCACCGAAUAUCACCUGGUUGCACAAUGGUGCCGUCGUUUAUCCUUCACCUCGUUUCCAUGUCUCGGGGAACAAAUUGCGAAUCAGCAACAUUAAUACCGCGGAUUCUGGGAUUUAUCAGUGUGUGGCGGACAAUGGGGUUGGAGUGGCGCUGUCUGCGGCGAGGCUGGCGAUCCAGUCAGUUUCUGAGCACAUCCCAGUUAUUGUCUCCCCUCCUUCAAACGUCAGCUCGGUGAAUGGAGAUCUGGUUACUUUGACCUGUAAUGCCACCGGAGUGCAGACUCCAUCCAUCCGUUGGUACAACCGCCAUGGAGCCAUCAACAGCCAUCCUUCCCAAGUCCUACACCCCAAAUCACGCAGAGCGCAGCAACGGGCAGAGGCUGCUUCCGCACCCGACCCCGUUCAUCUGAUCGUGUCACAGGCCGGUUCCAGCUCUUUGUACAUCCAGGGCAUCACGGAGCAGCACGCUGGCAAAUACACGUGCGAAGCGUCCAACGACUUUGGGUCUUCACGAGCUGAAGCUUUUGUGACUGUCGCUCCUUAUGAAACAUCGAUCGACAUGGCAGACGCUGACGCUGCUCGUAUUGAGGAAGAUGGUAAACGCAGCCGCGCAGGUUCAUCCCUUCCAAGUGAGCAGCAAACGGCUCCAUCCGCAACUGAGAAGCCUAUAACCGGAGCCUCCGUACCAGAAGCACCCAUCAUCCUCAGCCCACCGCUUGCCACCAAGCCAGACGUGUAUUUCUUGUUAUGGAGAUCGGGGAAAGAUGGCGGCUCACCUAUUAAUGCGUACUUCGUUCGGUAUCGCAAGCUGGACGAUGAUGGAAAUAUGGUCGGAAACUGGAACUCCAUUCGUGUCCCGGCCAGCGAGAGUGAGUUUCCCCUCACAGAGUUGGAGCCCUCCAGCCUCUACGAAGUCCUGAUGGUGGCAAGAAAUGCAGCAGGGGAGGGCCAGCCAGCCAUGCUCACGUUUCGCACGAGCAAAGAAAGAGCUUCAUCCUCCAAGAACACGCAGUCUCCAUCCGCGCCUGGAGGCCCAAAGCAGCCUGUUCUCCAUGAAAGGUCCAAUACCAACUUUGGUUUGGUGGCCCAUGACAGCGGCGCGCCAGAAGCCCCUGAUCGUCCUACAAUUUCCACGGCAUCUGAGACCUCUGUAUAUGUCACGUGGAUUCCUAGAGCCAACGGCGGCUCGCCCAUCACCUCGUUUAAAGUGGAGUACAAGCGCGCCAAAAUGAACUGGGUCACUGCAGCCGACAACAUCCCCCCAUCAAAGCUGUCUGUGGAGAUCUCUAACCUGGAACCAGGGGCCGUUUACAAAUUCCGAGUCAUCGCCAUAAACCAUUACGGAGAAAGUCAGCGCAGUGCGGUGUCGCGGCCGUACCAAGUGGCCGAGUACAGCAGCCGUGUCUCCAACCCGCUGAUCAUGGGUCCGCACAUCGAUCACACGGAGGCCAUGACCGACACACAGAUCUUGCUGAAAUGGACAUAUACCCCUGCGAGUAACAACAACACCCCUAUCCAGGGCUUCUAUAUUUACUAUCGCCCCACUGACAGCGACAACGACCACGAUUACAAGCGGGACGAGGUUCCAGGUACAAAACAGCGCCAUUUAAUCCGGGAUCUGCUCCCCGAGACGUCUUACGAUAUUAAGAUGCAAUGUUACAACGAGCGAGGGGCCAGCGACUUCAGCAACGUGAUGAUCUGUGAAACCAGAGCCAAGCGGAACCCGGGGGCCUCUGAGUACCCCGUGUUGGACCUCAGCACACCAUCUACCUUGGACCGUGGUGGUGGUGGCAGCGGUGGCAGCGGUUCCAGUUCGGCAAGCUCCCUGGCACGGAGUGGAGACAUGCUUUUUGUGAUUGUUGGUUGUGUCCUUGGAGGGAUGGUGCUUAUCCUCAUGGCGUUUAUUGCGAUAUGUCUGCUAAAGCACCGGCAGCAAAGUCUAAUGCAGAAGUUUGAGCCUCCCGGUUACAUAUACCAGGGAACAGCCCUCAACGGCCAAAUUAUUGAGUACACAGCGGGAAGCCAUACUAAUAACCGGUCCCACGGAGGCUUCAUGGGGAACGGAAGUCUUGGAUGCCCUCAUAUGCAUCAUAAGGUCCAUGCUGGACUCAAUGGAAUGAUGAAUGGGGACUUGUAUCCUGGGUGUCCCAGUUCAAUGAAAGAGACCUUUGUUGAUUUGCCUCGCCAUCCCAACAUCGGAGGAGGUCUGUACGCAGCCAUUCCGCAAGCCGACCCGUCAGAGUGCAUUAACUGCAGAAAUUGCUGCAAUAAUAACAGGUGCUUUUCCAACGAGGGGGUGACCACGGUGCCAGCUGUAGCCACGUUUCAAUCUGUCAGCCACAUCGGGGAUCACAAGCACCCCAUCUCCAUGAAACUAGAUGGCUCUGGAGGGCUGGAAGGACAAAGUAAUGAAGAAAGCUCUCCCCACUCUCCAUGUUUAAAGUGUGAAGAGGAGGACUCAAAAAGACUCUCCCAGAAUGGUGCAGAUGGAGAUCUGUCCCCGGCUUCCUCUCCAGCGACCUGUCGCCUCCAAGCAGCGUGACGAGAAAUCAAAGAGGACUCGACAGAGAUCACGUUAGACAUCUCCCCAACUUCCAGCAAGAGAGCCCGAAAUAUAACCAGGCAAAGUCUUUUCUCUCUGAGGUCCUUAACCGCUCCUUGUGUCAGAGACUUGAAACUCUCCAUAUUUCGUAGCUUCAUUGCUUUGCUGCAGAACGGAUUUCUCCAGGGCUUGCAUCAAUAACCGCGAGUCUGUCCGAUGGUUGCUCGUCAGAGCCGGGCGUAAUCUUUAGCACAAUAAUCAAAUGGUUGUCUACUGGAUGGAUGACGCGUAACGUACGAUUCGUUCGUUAGGACCCCGUGAAUGGGCUUUUGGGCAUUUAAAAAGCCAUUAAAAUGGUUACAAUGUUUAAGAUUAAAGCAGAAGUUGGCACAUUAA